Molecule: messenger RNA, 1596 nt
Organism: Zingiber officinale
Lineage: Eukaryota; Viridiplantae; Streptophyta; Magnoliopsida; Zingiberales; Zingiberaceae
Product: eukaryotic translation initiation factor 4B3-like
Exons: 2
Coding region: 91-1293 (400 amino acids)
Molecular function (GO): translation initiation factor activity; mRNA binding
Source: RefSeq, a predicted model, not a curated record
AACGCCGACUAUUUGUUGGGCGCGUGGAAAAGAUUCUUAUCGCAUCGAGUCGAAAGAUCGUUGGCUUCGCGCGCGAGAGAGACGAUAACGAUGGCGGCUUCGGUGUCGGCGUGGUCGAAGCCUGGCGCGUGGGCGUUGGACGCCGAGGAGCACGACGCGGCCUCCUCAGUCGGCAACGACCUCGACUUCUCCGCCCCGCUGCCGGGGCUGCAGCAGCAACCCGACUUCCCCUCCCUCGCCACCGCCGCCGCCUCCAGGACCUCCAAGAAGAAGAAGAAGGCGCAGCCCGUCUCCCUCGCCGAGUUCACCACCGGCAAGCCCGUCUCCUACGGCGCCGGUGGCCGCGCCCUUGCUCCCGCCGCGCUCACCCCGGAAGAGCUCCUCGCGCUGCCCACCGGCCCCCGCGAGCGCUCCGCCGAGGAGCUCGAGCGCUCCUCCUCCCGCGGAUUCGGGUACUCUUACGGCGCCCGCGGCCGGGCGAACGGGGAGGAGGCCAACCCCAAUCGUUGGGGCUCGGCUAGGGUUUCUGACGAACCCAGGAGGGGUGGGUUCGGCGGAUCCAACCGGGAGCUUGAGCCAUCCCGCGCCGACGAGAUCGACGACUGGGGCGCCGCCAAGAAGUCUUCCAUGCCGGAAAGGAGGGAGAGGGUAGGCGGCGGAAGGGUCUCCUUUGAGUCGCAUUCUAGGGCGGACGAAUCGAACAGCUGGAUCUCAAACAAAAGCGUUGCCCCGCCGAGGGGCGGCGGAUUGAGUGGAUCCAGAGAGAUAGUGCGCGGUUACGAUAUGCUUAACAAGGAGGGAUCCGACAGCGGCCGGGCUGAUUCUGAAACCUGGGGAAGAAAGAAGGAUUUUGCGGCUCCUGAUGGGUGGAAAAAGGAAGAGGAACCACGCAACGGAGGAAGGCGUAGGAUCGUGUUACAGCCCCGCUCCUUGCCUCUAUCCAAUGGAGAGAAUUUAAAACCAGUCGAAGGUGAGCAGAACAUGGUAUCUCCUGAGAAGAAGAGCAAGGCCUCGAAUCCCUUUGGAGCAGCUCGUCCACGAGAAGAGGUUUUGGCCGAAAAGGGACAAGAUUGGAAGGAGAUCGAAGAGAAGCUUGAAUCCACGAAGAUCCGUGAUGUACACCGUGAAAGUCUUUCCUUUGGCAAGAAGGGAUCUGAAACUAGUAAUGGCAGCGCAGAUAGCGAUAAGGCUUGGAGGAAGCCGCUUACCACUGAGGCUUCUUCUCCUGCGAGGCAUGACAAGGCUGAGAACACAGUGCCCGAAACUGAAGCUUCUACAGCUGAUCGCCUCUGAAGUCUGAACGGGAGAGAUUUUCCAGAUGAUGGAGACCUUUUUACUGGUUUUAUGGGGGAGAAAAAAAUAUACUUCUGCUAGAAAGCAGUUUUGGUAGUUGGAUGAGCUUUUCUACUAUAUUUUAUCUCUAGGAUUGUCGACAUAUUCUGAAUCUCUUGGGCCACUAUUGUUAUUUCUUUAGGUGUUUUUAUUCCGGGAUUUUGUUUAAUUGUUGUGGUUGUUGGUUACGUCCAUGAAGUGGUUUUGAACUGUAAUGAUUACUUGAAAUCACAUUGGUUGAGAUAAUUUAUCGUAUUUUUAUUA